Messenger RNA from Asterias rubens (European starfish), 5686 nucleotides. Its product is annotated as TATA-binding protein-associated factor 172-like. Bases 1 to 5670 code for a protein of 1889 amino acids. The transcript is spliced from 38 exons. Lineage: Eukaryota; Metazoa; Echinodermata; Asteroidea; Forcipulatida; Asteriidae. Gene Ontology annotation, molecular function: ATP-dependent chromatin remodeler activity; DNA binding; ATP binding. The record is from RefSeq and is a predicted model, not a curated record.
AUGUCAAUCUGCAGAUUGGAUCGCUUGUUUCUUCUCCUGGAUACUGGCUCUACACCCGUUACCCGUCGAGCUGCAGCCCAGCAACUUGGAGAGGUGCAGAAACUUCAUCCACAUGAGAUUCACAAUCUGCUUUUUAAGAUCCAUUUUUAUUUGAAGAGUUCAACCUGGGAGACCAGAAUAGCAGCUGGUCAUGCGAUUGAAGCUGUCGCUAAACAUGUACCUCACUGGGCUCCCAUCAAGAAGAUCAAAGAAGAGGGCGCUACAAGCAGCGCAGGGCCACGCAUCACCACUCCUAUACAGAGAGAGGCAGAUCAGCUCAAGUUUGACAAGUUUAAUGUAAAUCGUGUGUUGGAGCAGGGGUCAUCUUUGCUGGGCUCGGCUGGGACUGAAUAUGAACUAGAUCUGGAAGAAGCGGCAUUAGAUCCAAAGGAGAGGCUGAUUAGACAGAGACAUCAAUUGCAGAAACGUCUCGGCCUCGACGUCGGAGGUGUCUUGGGUAUGGACUCAGAUGACCUGUUCAACGAUGAUGAUCUACUUACGAAGAAAGACGCAGUUGCGCGAGCCGAUAGCAAUACAUUAAAACUACCUACCUCGGCAGCAGAUAUCGUUGCUCAAGAGAUGGCUCAGAUGGGAGCUGGUCUGAGCUCACGGGAGAAGAAUCGUGCUAAGCGUAAAGUCAAGUUACUCCUGAAACAACGCUCCAAGGAAAACAGCGAUGGGUCUCUGGGAUCAAGUAUGGAAAUUGCAAAUGAAGAGCCUUCUAACAAGAAGUCUAAGAUUGUCAAACUAGCGAGCCAAUCCUCCUUCAAUGAUAAACUACAGACUGACCAACCAACAGAUGGCAGCAUCUUCUAUGAGGAGCCUGGGGAGUGGCCCUUUGCUUCAUUGUGUGAGCAGCUUAGCAAUGACCUGUUCCAUCAGUCAUGGGAGAUACGACAUGGGGCAGCCACUGGUAUCAGAGAGGUGGUUAAGGUACAUGGCCACAGUGCGGGAAAGUCAGUUGACCAUCCAUUGGACCAACAAGAGAGUUUAAACCAAAUGUGGAUGGAGGACAUUUCUUUAAGAUUACUGUGUGUCUUGGCACUGGAUCGAUUUGGAGAUUUUGUGUCUGAUGAGGUAGUUGCCCCAGUGAGAGAGACCUGUGCCCAAGCCCUUGGGGUUGUAUUACACCAUAUGACUACUAGUGGUGUGAAUGGUGUACUGGGGGUUCUAUUACAGCUCUUAUCACAGAACCAGUGGGAGGUCAGACAUGGUGGUCUGCUGGGAAUGAAAUACCUACUAGCAGUCAGGAAGGAAAUGACGGAUGAGUUGUUGCCAGUGGUUUUGCCGUCGGUUGUCCAGGGUCUUCAGGAUGUUGACGAUGAUGUGAGGGCUGUAGCUGCAGCAGCCCUGAACCCUGUCGCUGCUGCUCUCAUCAGAGUGUGUAAUACACAGGUAUCCACGAUUCUCAACACACUCUGGGACACCCUAUUGGAUCUAGACGACCUGACUGCAUCCACUAACAGCAUCAUGACCCUCCUAGCCUCCUUGCUGUCCUACCCAGUAGUCUUCACAUACCACAGUCAGGCCACGACGAGACUGGUACCUAGACUCUGGCCCUUCCUAAGGCAUAAUAUCACAUCAGUCAGGAAAGCUGUACUGGAGACACUGUGUACACUGUUAUUCGCUGAACGCCAACAGGUUCCUACUAGUGUUUGGCUGCCACCCAUUCUGCAGGAUGCCUUGAGACACAUCUUCCAGCGCUGUAUUCUGGAGACCAACCCAGAUGUUCUUGCUCUCAUUGAAAAGGUGUGGGAUGCCCUGCUAGAGAAGUCUCCCCUAGACAUCCUAGUCGGAGCCUCUUGUCCUUGGAUCAGUGUAUGGAUGUGUCUGACCAUGCAACCAUCUAAAAUACCCAUUGAAGCCUCCAUGCUGAUUGAGGCUAAACAUAAAUUAAAGGAAGCGAAGGGGCUGAGCAAGAGUUGGAAGAGUCAGCAGACGAUUAAGGAAGAUGAUCGCGAGUAUAUUGGAGGGGAUUCAUCACUCAGUGCAUCAUCAGUAGAGAGAGAAAGUGAUGUACUACAGGCAAGAACAAGAGCUGCGAGGUUACUUGGUCGCAUUGCUCCGUACAUCACCAAUUCCCAGCUACCUCCAACCCUCAAUGCCUCGGAGUCUUUCAGUCAGAUCCUUGUGUUUCAUCUCAGUAGCAAGUCAGCCAUUCAGAGGAUGGUUGUGGGACUAGUCCUGGAGGAAUGGGCUAAGACGGAUAAGGAUUUCCAGUGCCCAGACUCAGUUAAGACCAAGCUGCUGGAGGUGCUGUCCAGCACCAUGUAUUUUGAUGAGGUGUCAGCGCCAUUCAUGAAGAUGCAGUCAGAGUGUAAGAUGCUUGUGACUGCUUGGUGUAAUGCUAGGAGAGACGUCAAAGCUAACCAGUUUCCAGGCGCCUUCACCGUUGAGCAAGCCAGUGCCUUAUCUGAGUCUAUCCAGGGACAGCUAUCCCAUCCAGGAGGCCUGCCAGCCAAGACGACUCAAGACAUCCAGCAAAAAUGCAGACAACUUCAUUCAAGUAUAGAGGAGAUCAAUGAAGAACAACAGCGGCUCAGUAUCAGGACCCAAGCUUGCCUAGCCUCGGCCAUUAUUGCAUUGAAGUCAUUACCUGACCGACUCAACCCAGUCAUCAAGCCACUCAUGGACAGCAUGAAGAAAGAGCAGAUCCCUAUCAUGCAGAGUCGAGCAGCAAACAGCCUAGCCAGUCUCCUAGAGCAAUGUGCCCAACGCUCACCCUGCCCUACCCCCAAAAUCAUCAAAAACCUCUGCAACAGCCUCUGCUGUGAUCCUAAUAUCACACCCAGUGCCACCCAGCCCAUUGGAUCCCUAGAGCUCUUGACCAGGCAGCCGGGGUUUGGGAGGGUGCCUAGCUCAGGGUGUUUGUCGGUGCCUGGAGGCUCCAGACCUACCUCUCCUCUACCGGGUGCUGUCACCACCGCACAGUGUGAUAAGAGGCUUGGAAUACUCACACUGGCAAAACAGCAGCAUAUAGCAGCAAUAACAGCUGCCAAUCGUCGUGCAGCUUAUGCCCGGUCCCGCAGCAAGGAUACCAGUCUCUCUGAGGCAGGCCUUCUCUUGGACCCUACCACUUUCACCGAGGGGGGAAGCACACACAACCAGCUGCAACGUCGAGGGGCAAGGUUUGCCCUGACGACCAUCGCGAGACACUUUGGUGCAGAUUUGAUCGGUUGCUCCAGCAAACUUUGGGAGUUGAUGACGUCUUUACUACAAGAGCAUUUGCAUCCAUCUAAAUUUGACCCCAUUUUACUCCAGGAGAAUGAUGAACUGGCUCAGGAUCUCAUCAAUACACUACAGGUCUUUGAGGUUCUCUGUCCAGCUGUGCAUCCAAGCCUUCAUCUUAAGCUGACAGCACUACUCCCCAACUUGAUCCAAUGCCUCCAGUAUCCCUACACCUCAGUCAGACACAUGGCAUCCUGUUGCCUGGGUGCUCUAGCCAAAGUCUCUACCACCCCAACCAUGAACUGCAUCUUAGAAGACGUCCUCCCCAUGCUAGGGGUAGCAGACAAUGAGAUGCAACGAGAAGGGGCGACUGAGGCGCUUAUGUGUAUCAUUGAGAACCUUGGGAUGGGCAUUGUUCCUUAUAUCGUCCUGUUGGUUGUUCCACUUCUCGGGAGGAUGAGCGACCAGGUGGAGUGUAUACGACUGACGGCAACGCACUGCUUCGCAACGAUGAUUCGUCUCAUGCCACUUGAGGCAGGCAUUCCAGAUCCACCGGCCAUGGCCGAGGCCCUGGUUGAACAGAAGGCUCGGGAACGACACUUCCUAGAGCAACUCCUGGACAGCAAAAAACUAGACAGCUACAAAGUACCUGUUCCUAUAGACGCAGAGCUCAGGAAAUACCAACAGGAUGGUAUAAACUGGCUUGCGUUUCUCAACAAGUACAAACUUCACGGGAUUCUGUGUGAUGACAUGGGGUUAGGGAAGACUCUACAAUCUAUCUGCAUCAUGGCUGGUGAUCACCACCUCAGGGACAUAGCAUUCAAAAAAACGCAGCAUGCAGAGGUUGCUCCAUUAUCAUCUAUAGUAAUCUGUCCCCCAACCCUGACGGGACAUUGGGUUUUUGAGAUUGAGAAAUUCUGCUCGCCGCAGUAUCUUAAUCCUCUACACUACACUGGACCACCAACUGAACGGCAAUUGUUACGCAGUAAGGUAAAAAGACACAACUUGGUUGUUGUGUCCUAUGACAUAGUUCGGAAUGACAUCGACUUUUUCAGGACAAUGCAAUGGAACUACUGUAUACUAGAUGAGGGCCACAUUAUCAAGAAUGGGAAGACAAAACUAGCAAAGGCCAUCAAGCAGCUGAAUGCAGCUCAUAGACUUAUUCUAUCAGGGACACCCAUACAGAAUAAUGUGUUGGAGUUGUGGUCACUGUUUGACUUCUUAAUGCCAGGUUUCUUAGGCACAGAGAAACAGUUCACGGCAAGAUACGCUAAACCCAUCAUACAAAGCAGAGACGCUAAGAGCUCAUCCAAGGAACAAGAAGCAGGUGCAUUAGCAAUGGAGUCCCUCCAUAGACAGGUGCUACCAUUCCUACUGAGGCGUCUUAAAGAGGAUGUAUUGGAUGACCUUCCUCCUAAGAUAAUACAGGACUACUACUGUGAGCUCAGUCCCCUUCAGGUGCAACUGUAUGAAGACUUUGCCAAAUCAAGGGCUAAGAAGGGUGUAGAGGUGACAAUAUCAACCCCAGAUGAUGAGAGGCAGCCACAAGACAAGCCACUAGCACCGGCCACCAGCCACAUAUUCCAGGCAUUACAGUACUUACGUAAAGUGUGCAAUCAUCCCUUGUUAGUCCUGAAUAAGAAGCACCCUCAAUAUGACUACAUCACAGGGCAGCUCAGCGAGCAGAACACCUCACUACAUGAUAUUUCUCAUGCACCCAAACUAACAGCUCUCAAGCAGUUACUCCAGGACUGUGGUAUCGGAGUGGAGGCAAUGGGGAACGAGCAAGAAGGGUUAACGGAAGCCGUCGUUGGACAACAUAGAAUUCUUCUCUUCUGUCAACUCAAGAGUAUGCUUGACAUCGUUGAGAAGGACCUCUUAAGGAAGCAUAUGCCCAAUGUAACCUACCUCCGACUGGAUGGCAGUGUACCAGCAGGACAAAGACACGACAUCGUACACAGGUUCAACAACGACCCCUCAAUAGACAUGUUACUACUAACUACUCAUGUUGGAGGCCUAGGUCUGAAUCUAACUGGAGCUGAUACUGUGGUGUUUGUUGAACAUGACUGGAACCCUACCCGAGAUCUACAGGCAAUGGACAGAGCUCAUCGUAUCGGCCAGAAGAGAGUCGUCAAUGUUUACAGACUCAUCACCAGAGGAACGCUGGAAGAGAAAAUCAUGGGGCUGCAGAAGUUCAAGAUGAACAUUGCGAAUGCCGUCAUAACUCAGGAUAACUCCAGUCUGCAAUCCAUGGGAACAGAUCAACUUCUAGAUUUAUUCUCACUCGAUCAGGGCAAGCCAGGAGGAUCUGAGGACCCUAAGAAGGAUUCAACCUCCUCAGCAGGAGGAUCAGGUAAACAGACGACUAGCAGCGUCUUGCAAGGAUUGAAUGAACUCUGGGAUGAGAAGCAGUACGAGAAUGAAUACAACCUGGAUACAUUCAUGAACUCUCUCACAAGUUGAUUAAUGUCAAAGGGUU